This is a messenger RNA of Leptomonas pyrrhocoris, 721 nucleotides long. RefSeq names its product putative Histone H2A. Bases 179 to 721 code for a protein of 180 amino acids. Gene Ontology annotation, molecular function: structural constituent of chromatin; protein heterodimerization activity; DNA binding. Gene Ontology annotation, cellular component: nucleosome. The record is from RefSeq and is a predicted model, not a curated record. Lineage: Eukaryota; Euglenozoa; Kinetoplastea; Trypanosomatida; Trypanosomatidae. The transcript has a single exon.
GCUCCUCUGCACACACCCACUUAUACACCCACUCAUACUCAUACACAUACACAUACAGAUUCAGAUUCACAAACGUACCUACGUGUGAUCCUUCUCUUGUUCUCUCUCUCACACUCUCUCACACUCUCUCACACUCUCUCUCACACCCACACACGCUCAUUCACUCACACAAUAAGCAAUGUCCUACACAGGCGAGGAACCCUCCGGCGUGCCUCCGGUGCCGCCGCAGCCGCCAAUGAUGGGGCCCGGCUCUGCCACGGCCGAUCAAACCAGCGUCGUCUCCGGCGGCAAGCUCGGCGGCAAGGGCAAAGGCAAGGGAAAAGGCAAGGGCAAGCGCGGUGGAAAGACGGGCGGCAAGGCGGGUAGGCGUGAUCGCAUGUCUCGUGCCGCCCGCGCGGAGUUGAACUUCCCGGUGGGGCGCAUCCACUCCCGCUUAAAGGAAGGGCUCUUCCGCAAGCAGCGCUGUGGUGCGUCGGCGGCCAUCUACUGCGCGGCGCUGCUGGAGUACUUGACGACGGAGGUGAUUGAGCUCUCCGGGGCGGCCGCCAAGGGGCAGAAGACGGAGCGUAUCAAGCCGCGUCACCUGCUCCUGGCGAUUCGCGGAGACGAGGAGCUGAAUCAGGUAGUGAAGGCCACCAUCUCUCGCGGCGGUGUCGUGCCCAAUCUGCACAAGGCGCUGGAGAAGAAGCCAAAGAAGAAGAGCGCCAAGCGAGCUGCGUAA